This is a messenger RNA of Cylicostephanus goldi, 705 nucleotides long. The record is from the annotation of a GenBank genome assembly. Lineage: Eukaryota; Metazoa; Nematoda; Chromadorea; Rhabditida; Strongylidae.
AUGGUGAUUUUCUUAAAUUUUUCUCUGAAUAUCGGCUUUGACCCGGAUCAGUUACAUCAAGGUUGUGCUUUCCAGCUGCUGUUUCGUAUCUUGGCUCUGAGCCUGUUUUGCCUCCAGUUGUGCCACCUUAGCAUAGCAAGUCCUGACGAAUAUCGGCUCCUCUCGGACCUUCGCCAUAAUUACGACCCUUAUGAACGGCCUGUCGCCAAUGCUUCAGAACCUCUUGUCGUCAGUGUGAAAAUCUAUCUGCAGCAGAUACUUGAUGUUGACGAAAAAAAUCAAGUCAUCACUCUUGUAGCUUGGAUCGAAUAUCAGUGGACGGACUACAAGCUGAAAUGGCAACCAUCAGAGUAUGGCGGUAUCAAAGACAUACGUGUGCCGGGAAAUGCAAAUGCUAUAUGGAAGCCUGACGUACUUUUAUAUAACAGCGCUGACGAGAGUUUCGACUCUACAUAUCCUGUUAAUUACGUUGUAAGUCAUACCGGUCAUGUGCUGCAGGUACCACCCGGAAUCCUCAAACUGUCUUGCAAGAUUGAUAUCACGUAUUUUCCUUUUGACGAUCAAAUGUGUCACCUGAAGUUCGGUUCAUGGACUUACAGCGGCAACUUCAUUGAUUUACGCAUUAACGGGCCCGAGGGAAUGAACAUAUCGGAACAAGGGAUGGACAUAUCUUACUAUGUGGAAAACGGAGAAUGGAACUUGCUA